CCGGGGGGGUUUUGGGGGGGUCCCGGGGGGGGUUUUGGGGUCGCAGCCCCCCCCGAGGAUGCCGCUGGCCGUGCAGUGGCCGUUCCCAGCGGAGCCGUCGCGGCGCUGGGCCCUGGCGAGCCGCUUGGUCACGGGCCUGGUGGGCACCUACAGCUGCGUGUGGACCCGGUACCUGAACCGGCUGCGGGUUCACAACGCUGAGGUUCUGCACGAGCUGGUGGAGGGGAGGGGUCCCGGGACCCCCCUGCUGACCCUGUCCAACCACAGCUCCUGCAUGGACGACCCCCACCUGUGGGGGUCCCUGAAGCUGCGCCACGUCUGGAACCUGCAGAGGAUGCGCUGGACCCCCACGGCCGCUGACAUUUGCUUCACGCGGGAGCUGCACUCGCUCUUCUUCAGCCUCGGGCGCUGCGUGCCAGUGUGCCGCGGGGACGGCGUGUACCAGCGGGGGAUGGAUUUCAUCCUGGAGAGGCUCAACCAGGGAGACUGGGUGCACGUGUUCCCCGAGGGGAAAGUGAACCUGGGCCAGGAGGUCGCGCGCUUCAAAUGGGGCAUCGGGCGGCUCCUGGCCGAGUGUCGCCGGGACCCCGUGAUCCUCCCGCUCUGGCACGGGGGGAUGAGCGAUGUCCUCCCCAACUGCCGGCCCUACGUGCCCCGGGUGGGGCAGCACAUCACGGUGGUUGUGGGGCGCCCGUUCAGCGUCCGACCCCUCCUGGAGCGGCUGCGCAGCGAGGGGACCCCCACGGUGGAGCUCCGGAAGGCGCUGACUGAUUUUGUCCAGAGGGAGUUUGAGUCUCUGCGGGGCCACGCCCGGACCCUUCACCCCGCCCCAUAGCGGGGAUGGACCCCCCUGCCCCACAACUCGGGGGGUUCUGCCCCAUAGCAAAGCCCUGCUGUCCCAUAAAUGGGGGUUUUGCCCCAAAAAUUGGGGGUUUUGCCCCAUAAAUUGGGGGUUUUGCCCCAAAAUUGGGGGUUUUGCCCCAAAUUGGGGGUCCUGCCCUAUAGCAGGGGGUCCCUGGUGGACUCCCUGCCCCAUAGAGGGGGGAUCCUGCCCCACGGAGUCCCCCCACAACUGUGCACAGUGCCAAUAAAAGAAGAUGGAACCUCGGGGGUCUCUCUGGAGG
Molecule: messenger RNA, 1124 nt
Organism: Poecile atricapillus (Black-capped chickadee)
Lineage: Eukaryota; Metazoa; Chordata; Aves; Passeriformes; Paridae
Product: tafazzin-like
Exons: 10
Coding region: 59-835 (258 amino acids)
Biological process (GO): cardiolipin acyl-chain remodeling; inner mitochondrial membrane organization
Cellular component (GO): mitochondrial membrane
Molecular function (GO): 1-acylglycerophosphocholine O-acyltransferase activity
Source: RefSeq, a predicted model, not a curated record